CUGGUCGCAGGGUGGUGGUUUGACCUCUGACGUCAUCAAUCAGCGACGGGAGCAACCAAAACAGUUCCGAAAUUUUUUGACUACGUCCACGUUAAGAAACCGUCAUGUUACAACCAACAUCGUUUCCAACCUCGCUAGGGGACCGCGACAAACCAGACUGCACGACUGAGGACAUUUUGCAAGACGAGGAAAACCCGUUUAACUUCAGUCCUCAGCUCAUCAAUCUUCAUAAAGACCACGAGCUAUUUGAGGAUGGCGACGUUGAAAGACACAUGUACCUUCAAGACCUUUAUAUUUCAGAGGCAGACGACGACAAACAAACCCUCAGCGUUUCAGAGUUUGCCUGUCACAUCUCUGGCUGCAACGCAGUCCACGGUACUUUAGAGGAGUAUGAGCAUCACUACAAUUCCUUACAUAGACACGUGUGCUCCAUCUGCCGGCGCUCAUUACCCACCGCUCGCCUCCUGGAUAUUCACAUUCAGGAGUGGCACGACUCUGUCUUCAUGGUCCUGGCACAGCGGCAGGACAUGUACCAGUGUUUGGUGGAAGGCUGUGCACACAAGUUCAGGACGAGCACACUCCGGAAGGACCACUUGAUACGAAUUCACAAGUACCCCCCAGACUUCAGAUUUGACAAAGCCAAAAGAGAGAAAGGAUCUGGAGAGACAAAGCAGCAGCAGGACAUAGCGAUGGAGGUUGUGGGUAAUGCGAGUGAGGUUCUUUGUGAAGAGCAGGCCAAACAGGUAGAUCAAGAAGAAUCCAUGGAGAUGCCCGUGUCCUUGACAGGGACCCACUUGACUGAAAAAGACACCCCACAUGAGGAGAUGGCAGCAUGUCAAAACACAAACGAUGAGCAUCUGAAACCACGAUACUCCUACAGGGUUCCUUCUAAUGUGUGCUUUGGUCAUGGCUCCAUUCGAGGCUUCAGAGGUCACAGAGGAAGGAGGAAAUGAAACAGCUUCCGAAAUCACAAUUACGUACUCUAUUAUUUCAUAUAACAUAAAAUAGUUUUCUCACGUCA
Molecule: messenger RNA, 1021 nt
Organism: Syngnathus typhle (broad-nosed pipefish)
Lineage: Eukaryota; Metazoa; Chordata; Actinopteri; Syngnathiformes; Syngnathidae
Gene: znf511
Product: zinc finger protein 511
Exons: 6
Coding region: 105-953 (282 amino acids)
Source: RefSeq, a predicted model, not a curated record